AGGCCGCCCCUUGUUCCCGCGGCAGCGGGAAGGAAGGCUGCUGCUGCUGCUGCUGCUGCUGCCGCCUCCGCUGAAAAGGCAACAGAGCGCGCGUCGACCGGACCGGUUCAUCCCCCGACCCUCGCCCCGGCUUGAGUGAUCCCAGCGCCUGCCGCACCGGAGCCUGCGCAUGCAUGGAGGACACGCCGAGACAGCGCAUGGAACUGAGGGAGGGGCGUUGAUUUAAUUGACCGGCUGCACAACGACAUGAAUGGACAGAAGCAGUCAGCUGCAGUGUAAUAACAUUUUCUAAAGACAAUCCACCCAUGUGAGUUCGCAGGCUGACUGUGCCUCAGCUCCAAUCAGCCUCUUUGCCUACCAGCCGGCUGCCGCUAAUGAGCCUUUGUGUGACAGGGAGAGCAACACUAUGACAAAGAGAGAGAGCUAAAGUGUGAAAGAUUCUCAUCUUGCUUCUUGUAAUUAAGCAUGUAAUAUCGACAGUCUCAUCUCUCAAGCUGCAACCCCCUUUCUUUGUCUUUUUUUUUAAACCUCAUGCUGAUAGACCUCUGAGUCCGCUGCAUGUCAGUGGACUUGAAACAAAAUGGGAAGCUCGUCAUCCGCAAGGUGUGAAUUGCCGCAUUCAUGAUUGUGUAACGGUCCUGCUGUGAGAAGAGGUAAAAGGAGUCCGAGUCUGCCAGCGGAUGCAGGUGCAGAUGUGUCAGGCCAUGAGCGGAAUACUGAAAAGGAAAUUCGAGGAGGUGGAAGCCUCCUCCUCCCCGUGCUCUUCCUUGAGGGAGUCUGAUGAUGAGGUAUCCUGCAGCGAGAGCGGGGACAGCAGCGACAGCGUCAAUCCGUCCACCUCUGGCCCUUUCACCCCGGGCUCCAUCCUGAAGCGGGAGAAGCGUCUGUGCACGAGGAGGGUGCACUUUGAGAAGGUGACCGUGUACUACUUCAGCAGGAGGCAAGGCUUCACUAGCGUGCCCAGCCAGGGCGGCAGCACGUUGGGCAUGUCCAACAGGCACAGCUGGGUCAGGCAGUACUCCCUUGGCGAGUUUGCCAUGGAGCAGGAGAGGAUCCACAGGGACAUGCUGAGGGACCAUCUCAAGGAGGAGAAACUCAACUCCAUCAAACUCAAGCUUACCAAGAACGGAACAGUCGAGUCCGAGGAGGCCAACACUCUCACUGCCGAGGACAUUUCUGACGACGACAUCGACCUGGACAACACGGAGGUGGAUGAGUACUUCUUCCUGCAGCCGCUCACCACUAAAAAGCGACGGGCCCUGCUCCGUACGUCCGGGGUCAAGAAGAUUGACGUGGAAGAGAAGCAUGAACUUCGGGCCAUUCGUAUGUCCAGAGAGGACUGCGGCUGUGAUUGUAGAGUCUUCUGUGAGCCAGAGACCUGCGCCUGCAGCAAUGCGGGGAUCAAGUGCCAGGUAGACCGCAUGUCAUUUCCAUGUGGCUGCACAAAAGAAGGCUGCAGCAAUUCGAGUGGCAGAGUGGAGUUCAACCCCAUCCGCGUUCGGACCCAUUUCCUGCACACCAUAAUGAAGCUGGAGCUGGAGAAGAGUCGUGAGCAGGAGCAAGCUUCCCCCACCAAUGGUUACCACGGCAACGAGGCAGUCGGCUCCAACCCCCUGGUUCAGUCUCAGCACAGGUUGGACUACGCUUUGCCCGACGCUGUCCCCCAAAGCGCCGCCGUGCACCUACAGACGGCCGGCGAGAUGGACGAGCCGCUGGAGGACGAGGAAGAGGAUGAGGAGGACGACGAUGACGAGGAAGAGGACAACGAAGACGAGGAGGACAGCAGCAGCGUUUUCAGCGGCCUUUCGGACUCCAGCACUCAGAGUUUAGCCAACAGCGAGUCGGAGGACGAGGAAGACGAAGACGAGGAUGAGGACAGGUCGGAGAAUUUGUGUCACACAGAGGUGGUCCCCUUGGCCUCGGUGCUGUGUUACGGCGACGACGACAACCACGUGAACGGGAACGCUUAUUUAAUUAACUCCCCCUCGGCCGAGUACUAUCAGCUCGGGAAUUCUGGCCCCGCCCCCGGUGGCCCAAGCAGCCAAUCGGGCGAACCCUACGGGGAAGCCUUAGCAUUCCAAGAGUCAAUCAGCGGCACCCAAACCCAGGGCGCCUUCCCCAAUCAGCCAGUGGAACAAUACUCUACGAAUUUUAACUUGGGCGGAAACGGACCGGUAGCCGCCAUGAACCACUAUGCCAACGAACGUGACAAGCAGCUAACGUCCAAAGCGGACUUUGUGGAUCCGCCUGAGAACCAGUAUCAGAACUAUCUGAACAAUAACGCCCACGCUCCGUUCAGCACUCACGGCUCAUGCGCGACAGCCGAGCCGCCGCAGCAGUCCAACGUGAAUGGACACGCCGACUUGAACUUACUUGCAACGAGUACCAAGAAUCUGUCUUUACCGGCCGUGUAGGUGGUGCUACACGUUUGCAUCUUGAAUGGUUGAAUCGAGGCAAUUUUCAACUUUUGUUUGUCGAAGACGUUUCACCUUUAAUCCGAAAGGCUUCAAAAUUUUCAGUGGGGGGUCUCCCAGGGGUGGGGAGUGCAGUGACCUUGGAGGUUCAAAUCUACAGGCUUGUAAACAAUUAAAAAUCAGUUUGUACUUUCUUAUGAGCUCGCAGGAUUGAGGGUACACAUAUACAGAAAUGUUUUGGUCUUACAUUUUAGCUUUACACUAAAAUAAAGGAAGAUGGACCAUGAAUUAAUAUGAAAGACAGUUUAUUAACCUACUUAGGAUUGUUAGCUUAUUUCUGAUUUUAAGUCUUCAAAGCGUUGGCUCAGACAACUUGACAAAAUGUUACAAGUCUGGCGUAAACAAUCAUAAAGUCUUUAAAUCAGAAUACACAACAAUAAUGCACACAAAUCUGUGGCAAUCUUUAAACAUGGACUGCCCUGCAAUUUUCUAGACACGAUACAUCUACGUAAAUAUUAUGCGCUUUACUAAUUGUUCUUCAAAGUCUGUGUGCCUGUAUUUGAUUUGUGCAUGGUUUUAAAAAUGUUUGUUAAAGUAUUUUGUUUUUUUUUACAACUCAAUACGUAACGUGAUGUUUUCUAAAAAUCUUGCACACAAGAAAUACACCAAAUAUAUAUUUUCUAAACACUGCCGCCUUUGUGAUCUGAAAAUCACAUUUUACUACAUUGGGAUGUUGAUUUGAAUUUGUUUAAUUGUUCAACUCUAGUGCUCUCGAAGCAAUAUUGAGUUAAGCUGAACUGAAACCCUCCCCCCCCCCAAAAGAUUGUCUCAUUCCAUGACGGAGUGGCCCUAGCGAGUGGUUUAGCCAGGCGCGCAAACUUCCAAUUAGCAACAAUACCCUCCUGUCACCACCUCGAUCGAACCCAGGAAGAAAUAAUGAGACUCCACAUCGAAAAUAUUGAUUAAAAAAAAAAAA
Hippocampus comes (tiger tail seahorse) is the source of this 3390-nucleotide messenger RNA. It is a transcript of the gene csrnp3, whose product is annotated as cysteine-serine-rich nuclear protein 3. Gene Ontology annotation, molecular function: sequence-specific DNA binding; DNA-binding transcription factor activity, RNA polymerase II-specific. The coding region runs from base 681 to 2414 and encodes 577 amino acids. The transcript has 7 exons. Gene Ontology annotation, cellular component: nucleus. The record is from RefSeq and is a predicted model, not a curated record. Gene Ontology annotation, biological process: regulation of transcription by RNA polymerase II. Lineage: Eukaryota; Metazoa; Chordata; Actinopteri; Syngnathiformes; Syngnathidae.